CCCAAGUCCAUAAUUAAUUCAAAUUCAAAAGGGCAAUUCCUGCUCUGCGAUCAGAUCAGAUCAUGCUAGGGCAGCGACUGUGAACUGUGAAGACGAUCUGCUUUUCUUCAUUCCUAAUCAUUUCAUUUGUAUUUCUUCAUCAGCAAUUUAGAAAAUGGGGUUGUCUUUCACCAAGCUUUUCAGUCGACUGUUUGCGAAGAAGGAGAUGCGGAUCCUUAUGGUAGGUCUUGAUGCUGCUGGUAAGACAACUAUAUUGUACAAACUCAAGCUGGGAGAAAUAGUCACAACUAUUCCUACAAUUGGAUUCAAUGUCGAGACAGUUGAAUAUAAGAACAUUAGCUUCACUGUUUGGGAUGUUGGGGGUCAAGACAAGAUCCGACCGUUGUGGAGACAUUACUUUCAGAAUACUCAAGGUCUAAUCUUUGUGGUUGAUAGUAAUGAUCGAGAUCGUGUUGUUGAGGCUAGGGAUGAGCUGCAUAGGAUGUUAAACGAGGACGAACUGAGGGAUGCCGUGUUGCUUGUUUUUGCUAACAAACAAGAUCUUCCAAAUGCUAUGAAUGCUGCUGAGAUAACUGACAAGCUAGGACUUCACUCUCUCCGGCAACGCCAUUGGUACAUCCAGAGUACAUGUGCCACCUCCGGGGAAGGGCUGUACGAGGGGCUGGACUGGCUCUCGAACAACAUUGCUAACAAGGUUUUUAUCUCUGCCAUUGACCUCAACUUAAUUACGUAUUUCCUAAUAACUGUUAUUGCAUGUUCUUGAUUUGUUUUCUUUUCGUGACCAACAGGCUUGAGAAGAAAAGAUGCUGGAGAUUUUUGGUGACUGAAAGAAGAUUUAGAUUUUCAUUAUCAUCUCAUCUGAGCCUCGGAUGAUCACUUCUUUCGGUCUCGUAUUAUGUAUAUUGAUACUCAUUUAUGUAGUUUCUGCAACUAUGCUAUGUCAAGACAUUUCUCCUUUUUUCAGGUUACUUAUCGAAAUCUCGAGUAAUUGUCGACAA
Molecule: messenger RNA, 998 nt
Organism: Salvia miltiorrhiza (redroot sage)
Lineage: Eukaryota; Viridiplantae; Streptophyta; Magnoliopsida; Lamiales; Lamiaceae
Product: ADP-ribosylation factor
Exons: 6
Coding region: 155-763 (202 amino acids)
Biological process (GO): vesicle-mediated transport; intracellular protein transport
Cellular component (GO): cytoplasm
Molecular function (GO): GTPase activity; GTP binding
Source: RefSeq, a predicted model, not a curated record